AUGUUGAAAGCAGCUAUCGGCUGUAUUAGCUUAUUGCUGAUCAUCAGUCUACCAUCGAUUGAAUGUCGUUUCAUGGAUGGAAUAAACAGUGUCAAUGGUGGUACAAAUUGUGCAACUUGUACGAUACUUUUGGGUAUUGUUGAUCAUCUUGCCAUCGUCUACAAUGAAAGUGCUGCUCAAGCACUCGAGCAUCUUUGUUCAUUUUUACCAGAUGAUUAUAAAAUUUAUUGUAAAACAGCUGUUGACUUUUUAGGCCCAAUCAUUAUCGACGGUUUUAUUAAAGGAGAUAAUCCUGAUGUUAUUUGUCAUGGUCUAACACUUUGUUCAGAUGAUCCUGGCCAAGCAAAAUGUCGUAUUUAUCCAUCGAAAUCUACGGCAGCCGAUGCUGAAAAUGCUUUGAAACUUCGUGAACGACAUCCAGAUCUUAGUUUACAUUUAUCAAAAAUAAAAAUUUGUCAAAUUCCUGGUAUUGCAGAAAUUUGUAAAAUUCUCAACAAUGCUUUCAAUAAUCAUAUACCAGCAGUUGAUCUCGAUAAUGAUAAAUUUGGUACAGAACCAACCCUUCGUGGUAGUUCAUGGCGUGGAAAAGAUUGUAAUGAUUUUUCAUCACAAGUUUAUCCCGGUGCUCAGAGUGUUGAUGGUGAUAGUGUUAUUGAUCACAAUUGUAAUGGUAUCUAUGGCCUUGAUUCAACAACUGGACAACCAUGGGAAACAGAGUUUUGUAAUGAUACACAACGUUUGGGUAUUGCAGUCUUAGGUGAUUCUAUAUCGGCUCAUUUUCAUCUUCCCGAACAAUGGCUAGAUGCUAAACAAUUGUCUACAGCUGUAUUUCAACAUUUAACAUUUAUUCUUGAAAAUGAACUGGAUUGGCCUCAACUAUCGGCUAGUACGGGCCAUUUGAAUGUCAGCUGGCCAAAUAUUCAAGGUCAAACUCGGUCAUUGUACGCUCGCCUAUUUGAUCUCGAUCAUUGUAAUCAUCGUGAUUAUCAAAAUAUUGCUGUUAAUGGAGCUCGUAGUGGUUCGAUGACGGAUAUCAUGAAAGCAUUAGCUCGUCAUCCAAAAAAUGAUGUACCGCUUCUUGUUAUCUAUUCUCUGGUUGGUAACGAUGUUUGCAAUGGUCACCCGGAUACGAUCGAUCAUAUGACAACAGUCGCAGAAAUGACACAAAAUGUCCUAACUACACUUCAAUAUCUUGAUACAGUUUUACCAAAAGGUAGUCAUGUACUUACAACAGGUUUAGCUAAUGGUAGUUUCUUAUAUGCACUCUUACAUGAUCGUAUUCAUCCAUUUGGUCGUGUUGGUCCGCCAGUGAGUUAUCCACAAAUCUAUGAUUAUUUAUCUUGUUUACAAAUUUCACCUUGCAAUGGAUGGAUGACAUCAAAUGGUACACUUCGUGAUUUGACUACACAACGAGCUGUUGAAUUAUCUGCAGCAAUCAAAAAUGUUUCAUUCACAUAUCAACCUGCUCAAUACGAUAUUGAUUAUCUUGAUUUUCCAUUUGAUGAAGUCAUACAAGAAUGGAUAGCACAAGGCGGGGAGCCGUGGCAGUUAAUUGAAAGUGUCGACGGUUUCCACAUUAACCAAUAUGGACAUGCAUUGGUCUCCGAUGUUCUUUGGUCAUGGUUACAAAAAAAUCGGCCACAAUGGAUACCACCCAUGAAUCCGCACAAUGCAGACAUUGAACGUGUCUUUAAAGAUCAAGGUGGAUACGAUUAA
Messenger RNA from Rotaria socialis, 1716 nucleotides. NCBI's taxonomy places the organism in Eukaryota, Metazoa, Rotifera, Eurotatoria, Philodinida, Philodinidae. The record is from the annotation of a GenBank genome assembly.